AUGGCAUCAUAUCAAGGGAACACUCAAUCGGAACCCGCAAAAAUGGAACAAAUAAUAACUGAAUUUUUUGCGAAGAGUCUUCAUAUAAUACUUGAAUCGCGGUGCCCUUAUGUUUCAUCGCGGAAUUAUGGCAGUGAGCAAGUUUUGUCAUCCCCAUCCCCACCCUCGUCAUCAUGUUCUUCUUCGAGUUUUGGGCCGAGGGAUAAGUGGUUUAAUUUAGCACUUAGGGACUGCCCUGCUGCACUGGCUAACAUAGAUUUUUGGCGACAGAGUAAUCUUGAACCCAUGAUUGUUGACGUGAUUCUAGUGCAAAGGUCAGGCAAUUGGGACCCUGUGAAUUAUUUUCCCAAAAGAGGGCUUGCAAGGAAUUUUUCAGGCGAAGAGGGUUCCUAUUGCAGUUCUGAAAAUGAUGAAUUUGGGUGCGAGAUUCAGAGCGAAAAGAUUAUUGAGAGGUGGGUUUUACAGUACGAGAGUAAGCAAAGCGGUGACCAUCGUGGUGGUGUGAUGGGGAAUAAGAGAGCAGCUCGUACUAGUUCACAUGCACUGCAUAAGAAGUCAACACUGUUGUUGAGGUCUUUGUACACGACUGUUAGACUUUUGCCGGCUUAUAAGGUUUUUCGUGAUCUCAUUUCGUCAGCCCAAAUUCGGGCAUACAAUCUUGGUCACCGGGUAUCAUCAUUUGUUGAGCCGUUCACACGUAGAGAAGAGGCAGAUAUGCAACACUUUGUGUUCUCUCCAGUUGACACUUCUUGCGGCAGGCUUUGCCUCUCAGUGUUGUAUUGCUCAUCAGUAUUGGAUAUCAGUUCUGAACCCUCCACCCCAAUUUCUCCACAAGUCAUUCAUGAAUAUGUUGGGAGUCCAAUGGCAGAACCACAUAAGAGGUUCAUAUCAGUUCCUGUCUCUCAAAGCUCCCCAUCUUCGUCUCCAUUUGGGAGAUGUCAUAGCUGGAGUUAUGAUAUAUAUAAAGUAUCACCAUCUUCAGUAAACCCCUCACCUUCACCCACAUACUCUGAAUCUCGUGCUUCAAUGCCAAAACAACUAUCACAUCGGUUUCCUCCAGCAAGUUUACCUUGUCAUAUGCCUGACAAAACACCUCCAGUUCAUAUGAAAGAUCCAAAUUUUCAUGAGUAUUCGUCUUCCCCGACCUUUUCACCAUCACCAUCUCCAUCUCCAUCCCCAUCUCCAUCACCACCUGCCUACAUUCCUGAUAGUCAUAUAUUAAAGGCUCUUUUACGGUCUGAAAGUGCUCCUGUUGGAAUACCUGUAUCUAGGCUUUCUACUCUUCCUAAAAUGCCCAAAAACCAAUUGUUGGCUCUGUCUCCUUCUAUGGGAACCAGUGGAUGCAGGGUUUCUAAGACAGAUGGAUGUUCAGGUCUAUAUCAGACCGGUUCUAUGGUUGACAAGUUGUUCGCUUCCGCGAAAGAUGAAGCUGGAAAAUUAUCUGGGGUUAAGCAAUCAUCAAACUGCUUAUCAACGAAAUCAUUCUCCAGAAGCCCCAGUGGGUUUUCUUUUCAGGUUCAUUUUCACAAUUCUGAAUUUUCUGGUCUAUUCAUUCCGGAUGAUGAUUACCUAACCGAACCAAGUACCAGACCAGGGUCAUUUGAUCAGCCUGGUGGACUCUGUCCCAUUGGAAAAUCUCAAGAUGCUGCUGUUGGUGCUCUUAUUUGCAUGCUGAAGAAGGCGCCCCCUCUUCGCCCGGACAUCUCUAUCACAACAAAUUUGGUGCAGGGCUCCAAGCCCGCGACUGAAGAAAUUUCUCGAGGGUCACUGUUGGGGGAUUCCGAUUCUUUGAAUCUCUCAUCCUCUGGACUUGCAUCUUCCAAAACUACAGCUGAUGCAUCUACAGAGCUCGUGAGGUAUAAGGAAAUGAAAGAAUUACUGCUGAAACAGGGUAAAGGAACUCAGGCAUAG
This is a messenger RNA of Fraxinus pennsylvanica, 1911 nucleotides long. NCBI's taxonomy places the organism in Eukaryota, Viridiplantae, Streptophyta, Magnoliopsida, Lamiales, Oleaceae. The record is from the annotation of a GenBank genome assembly.